Messenger RNA from Branchiostoma floridae (Florida lancelet), 2764 nucleotides. Its product is annotated as adventurous-gliding motility protein Z-like. The transcript has 5 exons. Gene Ontology annotation, molecular function: carbohydrate binding. Lineage: Eukaryota; Metazoa; Chordata; Leptocardii; Amphioxiformes; Branchiostomatidae. The record is from RefSeq and is a predicted model, not a curated record. The coding region runs from base 55 to 2562 and encodes 835 amino acids. Gene Ontology annotation, biological process: cell adhesion.
AGUGACACAGACAGUCGUCUGCUGAAGCCCUCUGCCGCAAGGGCUUGUCCAAAGAUGGGUUUCUUCACAGUUUUCUUAGCAAUGGCGCUGGCAGUGUCUCUGAGUUGGUCAGAGGUACAGGGUGCCGAUCCUAUCAAAGAUCUUACCAGAGAUAUUGAGGACCUGCAAGCAAAAUUUACCGACCUAUCCAUGGAAGUAUCCAGGCUGUCAAGCGCAUUGAAGGGCAACCAGGUGGCACUGACAAAACUAAAGGCAACUGAGUUGAGCAUUACCGAGUUGACAAACGAUGUGACAGAACUGAAUGGCGAGCUCGGAGAGGUUCAAACCGGGUUCUUAGCCCUUCAACAGGAGUACGAGACACUGAAUGGCGAGCUGGACCAGUACAAGAUCCAACUGUCUUCACUGGAUGCCAGUUCUCAGGCCAACAUCGACGAACUGAAGGAGCGCCUGCAAAGUCUUCAGAAUCUCCUUCGCGAGGCCAACGAUGAAUUCGACUACGAGCUGUACGAGCAGCAGCAACAUUUCACCGAUACGCUGGAGAGCCAACGGCUGGAGCAGACCGAUGCGCAAAACGUCCUUCAGCAAGAGUUUGAGAUGCUGAAGAGAGUCAGCGAAACGCGCGAGGCGAACGCAGUGGAUGAGCUGCAGCAAGUUCUCGAAGACGCGAAUGCUGCGCUCGCUGAUUCUGCCAACGACGACCGCCUGACGGGUCUGGAAACGCUCGUCGACACACUACAGGAGCAGGUCGAGCUUCUUAGCCAACAGAUGACCGAACAUGAGACAGAGAUGCAGUCCAUCGAGCAGUCUGUUCAAACCACAACAGAAGAUAUUGGCGACCUGGACAACAGGCUGGAGGCACAGCAGUCCGAGCAAGUCUCCUUCCAAGGUGACCUGACGGGGGUGCGAUUUAACGUUACGUCCCUCAGAUCUGAUACAGAGGACUUGGAAGAGCAAAGCCUGGCGGCAAUUGCACAGCUUGAGGAUCAAGGAACCCGUCUGGAUCAUCAGGAGGAAGAACAGGAAGGAAUACAGGCGCAAGCAGAUCAGUUAGAGACCACCUUCAAUGAGCAGAACGAAAUCGUGGAACAACGCCUGACAGACGCUGAAACGAGGAUUGCCACUCUAGAGACAGAGGGAGCUAGCGCUCAGGACAGAAUCACGGCGAUCGAGUCCACUGUCCAAACUCUGGGCGGCACCGUCAGCGAAGUAGAUCAGCGAGUCGACGAACAGCAGACGACGCUGGGGACACUACAAGAAACCGUCGACAACCAAGCGUCAGAAAUCCAGUCCAUCAACAGCUCUCUCCAACAGGCGGUUCAACAGCAGGUGGGACUCCAACAGUCCUACGAAGACCUGCAGCAGGAGGUUCAAGAGCAAGAGGUCCUGACAGAGCAGCGUUUGCAGACCAUAGAAUCUGGUAUAGACGCCGGUGGAUCUGGUGGAGAUUUUACGGCAAGUGUGGCGGCUUUGCAGGAGGUAAUGGACGGACUGCAAACGAGCCUGACGGAGGUGAACGCGUUGGGAACCUCGUACAACACAGAGGUCCAAACCACGCAGCAAACUCUCAGCAGCUACGCCACGCGCAUCCAAGUCGUGGAGGAGGCACUCGGUGGUGCAGACCCAGGCGCUCUACAGCUACAGAUAUCAAACUACGAGGCUACGUCAGCGCAACGUUUUGGAACGUUGGAAGCGAACAUUGCUGCCAUCAGCACCUCUAUAGACGCAGUUGAAGCCCAGAUAGCCCAGAUGGAAGGAACUGCUGGCUCUGUGAGUGGUCUAUCUGGCCAGGUCGCCCAGCUCAACACGCAGGCUCAAACUAACAGCCAAACCCUCAGCGCCGCAUUGGCAAGCAUUCAGGAGCUUCGUACCGACUAUCAGGACCUCUUUGACCAGACAGAAUCGUUUGAGGGGAUCGUCAACGAACUGGAGACAAACUACCAAGAGGUGCUGACACAGCUGGCCGACGUUGCCACUUCGCAGGACAUAACCGACGUACGGUCUCGACUUGUGGAACUCGGGGAAUCAGUAGACACCCUGGAGAGCGAAGUUGACAGCAUGCACGCAGGAUCAACAACCUUCCAAACAGAGCUGCGAAGCGAUGUUGACGAGAUCACCACCACGGUGCAAAACAACGAAGUGAAGCUGACCGAACUGGAAAACAAUGCCCCACCGGCGUCCCUGUCCACAACUGUUGCCGGUCUGCAAGAAACGGUUUCCGGGCUUUCUGUCACCACAAGCCAGCUAAACACAAGGGUCAGCAGUGCAGAGACCAGUGUUGCAAACAAGAGGAGCAUCGCCUGCGAAAGCGGUGAGAUCUACAACAGCAAUGUAGGCACGGGAACAACAAAGAGCAAUUACUUCUACUUCUCUUCUGGUUUCACAUCCACCCCAGUCAUCGUACCCUCCAUCACAUUGGUCGACACCGCUCACUACAGAAACAACAGGGUGGAAAUCUACACCAGCAGUGAAUCGACGAAUGGGUUCUGGCUGACUGCUCGCACUUGGGGUGACACUUACUCGUGGGGCGUCAAGGGAAAAUUCAUCGCCUGUGGCUACGUCUAAACAGAACAACAAACAAACAAACAAAGAAGAAACAGAAGCCUGUUGAGAAAAAGGAAUCGCCUUGGUACUUCAAUAUUCUUCAAUAAGUGACUUUUUUAAAAGACAUAGAGACAUACCUUCAAAUUGUCGAUGUCUUGCAGCAGAUCUUGUUCACAGAGUGACUUAGUCUCGCGAGAGAGAACGAGACAAGGUCCAAACUUGC